AAAGCAAUAUUUACAAAAAAACAUUUUCAAUUUCUAAUUCAUUUUAGCUCGUAAUGGAAGGUUAUGGGUACACGUACCCUCCCUCUUUUCCCCAAGUGGCGUUCCCAGUUGGAGAGUUCCCGGACCAUGGGGACGGGUUUCGGGAAUAUUAUGGCUUGGGGCCCAUGAAUGUGGAUCGGGAGGUUAACAGACGCGGUCGUUCAAAAGAACGAAAGUCCAGAAAACGCGAGAACACAAGUUCCCGAUCGAGAAGUAGAACGGUCUCCAAAUCUCGGUCUCGGUCACGACCUAGGGCGAGAACUCGUUCUCAGUCUGAGUCGCACAGCCAUCCUAGAACUCGGACUCGGACCAGAUCUAGAUCUAGGAGUCGAACUCGUUCUGUAUGUGAUAGCAACAAAGAGUUGAAUUUUAAAGAACCGGGGAUUAUGGAUGCGUUUCGAGUAUUGUAUUUGACACCAAGCAAACAUAAAAAGGGUGCUAACAAAUAUUUGGCGACAAAGAAACGCCUGGAUCGGAUACAGGAGUUACUAAAGAGAGACGGUCUCGGCUCCAAGCGGUGGCUGUUCUACCCCCGUUCCCGAAACCGAGUACCCGUACCGAGCGAGGUACCGGGUAUCCGGGACAACUGUGACCAGCGUGUCAAGGUGGAUGGGGAAUUCUUCAGAAAGUACAAGAACAGUAAGAGAGUAGAUGUCGAUGCGCCAAUAGCGAAACUGAAGAGGUGGGAGUUAGUGUUAUAUAAGAAGCUAGGGUUUAUACAGGCUGUUUAGU
Pararge aegeria (speckled wood butterfly) is the source of this 771-nucleotide messenger RNA. Its product is annotated as serine/arginine-rich splicing factor 6-like. NCBI's taxonomy places the organism in Eukaryota, Metazoa, Arthropoda, Insecta, Lepidoptera, Nymphalidae. The transcript is spliced from 3 exons. Bases 54 to 770 code for a protein of 238 amino acids. The record is from RefSeq and is a predicted model, not a curated record.